Balearica regulorum gibbericeps (East African grey crowned-crane) is the source of this 720-nucleotide messenger RNA. The record is from RefSeq and is a predicted model, not a curated record. NCBI's taxonomy places the organism in Eukaryota, Metazoa, Chordata, Aves, Gruiformes, Gruidae.
UGUACAUUUUUACAUUUUUUAUAUUUAAAAAAUACAACUAAAUUCACUGUUAUCCACUCGUAUUUUUUUUUUAAUAGUCGGACGCAAAAUGAAGGUCAUCCAAAAUGGUUUGUUCUGGGUGUUGGACAAGUCAUAAAAGGGUUAGAUAUUGCUAUGAUGAAUAUGUGUCCUGGAGAAAAACGGAAAGUGAUCAUCCCUCCGUCAUUAGCAUAUGGACAGCAAGGAUAUGCACAGGGCAAGAUUCCACCCAAUGCAACAUUGAUCUUUGAGAUUGAACUUUAUGCAGUAAAUAAGGGACCUCGCAGUGUUGAAGCAUUUAAUCGAAUAGACAAGGACAGUGACAAGAAACUCUCUGAACUUGAGAUAAGCCAGUAUUUGAAAGAAGAAUUUGCAAGAGAUGGCAAAAAACGUCAUCCUUCAGUCCAUGAUGAAAUCUUAGCUGAUAUAUUUAAGAAGAAUGACCAUGAUGGAGAUGGUUUCAUAUCAGCAAAGGAAUACAAUGUCUACCAGCAUGAUGAACUCUAAGUACUUAAAAAAUCUUUAGCUGUUUUCUGGACACUCAAUUUUAAAUAAUAAUGCUUCGUCACACAAUUUUUUGUAUUUUUUUAUAGUGGCAUCUUUUUAUAUCUCUUAAGGUGACUGCAAAAAUCUUAUUUUUAACAUUCAACUAAUAAAAUGUGUUAGAUAUUUCAAAAGAAAGAAAUAAAAGUGGAAAACACC